Molecule: messenger RNA, 1339 nt
Organism: Hevea brasiliensis (rubber tree)
Lineage: Eukaryota; Viridiplantae; Streptophyta; Magnoliopsida; Malpighiales; Euphorbiaceae
Exons: 2
Coding region: 187-1254 (355 amino acids)
Source: RefSeq, a predicted model, not a curated record
UCCCCACUUUGAAAUCAAAGCUGCUUUAGCUUAUAAUCACUGCCAUGCACAUGCCUUCACCAGCUCUGAUCUUCGUGAUCUGUGCCGAUUAUCUGUUUUCUAUAUAUCAUUAUCUUUAAUCUAAUAAUUAAGCUAUUUGUUUUUUUGGCUUAAUUACUCUCGUGUUAGUUUACCCACGUCGAUCACAUGGAAACCAAAAGCAUCGAAUGUCGAGAUCCAGAGCUGGAACAGAGUUUCUCGUUUAGCGGCUGCUGUGACUUCAAAUCCUCUUCCUCUCUCGCUAUUUUCUCCGACAUCAAUCAGAGUGAAGACGACGACGACAAUGAAUCGUAUAUUGAAAUUGUCCUUGAACCCUCACGUGUCGGAGAUGGUGGUGGUGGUGGUGGUGGUAGUAGAGAAGAAGAGGAUGACUGCGAUGAUGAAAUGGAGCUGCGUAUAUCGUUGUCAUCCGGCGUUCUCCUUCCUGUUGAAACAAAAACCAGUGACUUAUACAAGUCUGUGAAUUCCUGUGCAUCGUCUUUGUCGUCGUCUUCUUCUUCGGCGUUUACUUUCAGCUCUUCCUCCACGGGGGCAGAAAGUCAGCGGAAUCAACAGGUUGAGUCCAAGCUUUGUAGUUCUAGAAUGCAGAAGACUAUUAGGAGCAAGGUAGAGUGUCCGGCGGUCAACCGCAUCGUCAAUACUUUCAUUUCCAGUUUCAGGGAAUCGUCGGAGAUUGGCCUCGGAGAUGGCCGCCCGCCGGAUGCCAACCGCUUGGACUUCUUAGCCAGCAGCAAUAGUACAAGGAAACCAUCAAACAUAACAACAACAACGAAGAUAAACAGUGGGAUGAUGAUGAAAUUCUUUAUCAAAUUUCGAGCCCUAAAACUCAGAACAUUAUUAGCAUCAUUUCUCAAGGCUUCCCAGGCAAAGUCUUCCACUGACAAGGGAAAAACACGUGAAGAGUCGACAUUGUGGACCUAUAACCAGAGCCUAGUGGACAAGGGGUCACUGCAGGAAAGGAAGCAAGGAGAGAGAUCAAGAGCGUUGGAACUGAACUUGGAUGCAAUUAGAGGGGUCUUGGAAGGCAUGAGUAUUGGGAGUCUUCUUCGCAAAGAUAGAAGAAGAACAAAAAGCUGCCCUGGUUCUACCAAGUCCUCACCAAUUCAUCAGCGAUUUCCCUCUGAAACCUAUAAAAUUUCAUCUUCGGCUGUCACUGAUAACUCUAUCCAGGCAGCUAUUGCUCACUGUAAGAGAUCAUUUAGUCCAAAUAUUUGAUAUUUGCCUUUCAUCUUCUCUCUUAUCAUUUCCAUUACAAAAAGAGAAUUCUCUCAAUUAAUCAAUUGCCUGAAUUCUCUCUUAA